Molecule: messenger RNA, 1611 nt
Organism: Lotus japonicus
Lineage: Eukaryota; Viridiplantae; Streptophyta; Magnoliopsida; Fabales; Fabaceae
Product: F-box/FBD/LRR-repeat protein At4g26340-like
Exons: 2
Coding region: 298-1224 (308 amino acids)
Molecular function (GO): protein binding
Source: RefSeq, a predicted model, not a curated record
ACACGGGAGUUGGGUUUGGAGCCCCACCCCUUAGGCUUUGCACCCCACUAAAACAGAUACGGAAUUUAAAUUUCCGUAUCAAUACGGAAAAUAAAAUUCCGUAUCUGUUUUAGUAUAUAAUGAGUGGUUGAAAAUGUGACACGCAUGCUUAAAUACAGUACGGAAUUUUAAGUUCCGUAUUCAAUAUGGAGAAUACGGAACUUUAAAUUCCGUAUUUGAUAAAGUGGGGUGCCAAGCCCCAUAGGUGGGGUGCCAAACCCAACUCCCCAUCUACACCGAGCUUCCAUUGAUCCUCCAAUGGCGGAUAGGAUUAGCAAGCUUCCAGAUGAAGUUCUGUGUCAAAUUCUUUCAUUUCUUCCCACUGAAGAAGCUGUUGCCACCAGUGUUCUCUCACAGAGGUGGAGUUCACUCUGGCUUUCAGUCCCAACCCUAGAUUUCAACGACAAUCGAUAUCUCAAAGGCAAGGAAUUACAGUCUUCCUUCAUCAAUUUCGUGUACGCUAUUAUUCUCUCACGAUGUUCGAAUCAACCCAUCAAAAACUUCACCCUCAGCGUAAGCGAAGAAUGCCCCUAUUCCGAUCUCAAGGUAUGGUUAAACGCCGCAAUGCAACGCCAAGUUGAGAAUCUCUAUCUCAGUUUUCCCGGUGCAUAUGCGCCUUGCUUUAUUCUCACCUGCAAAACCCUUGUUGUUCUCAACCUGAAAUCUGUAUAUUUUGAUGGGUUUUCUUCUGUUGACCUUCCAUCACUCAAAACACUGCAUUUGGAUCUUGUUGAGAUUUUGAACCCUCCAACUUUGAAGGGCCUUGUUUAUGGGUGUCCAGUUCUUGAAGAUUUGGAAAUAAAUGACAUGAUUUAUGUUCAUGAUGAUGGCCCUUCACCUGAGGGAAAAGUUCAAAGUUUAUCCAAGUUGGUUAGAGCAGAAGUUUUCUUGUACGGUGAUAUUUCUAUUCCUGUGGAAGCUUUUUGCAAUGUACAGUUUCUGACCUUAGACAGGUGCGAUGGUGACAUUCUUGUGUUUCCUAAUUUAAUUUACAUGGAGCUUCACCUUGGAGGCUCGAUUAGUUGGAGUUUGGCCCUCGAUAUGCUCAAUCAUUGCCCUAAGCUUCAUACUGUUGUCUUUGAUUUGACUUAUGUUGAUAAAUAUGAUGUUUGGCCAGACCCAGGUUUUGUUCCUGAAUGCUUUCGUUCACAUCUUAGGAAGUGCUUUCUUAAAGGUUUUAGAUGAGUGGAAUGUCAAAGGAGAUUUGCAAGGUAUGUUAUGCAAAACUCAGCGUCGUUACGUACCAUGAAAUUUUGCAGUGGGCCAAAUCAUCGGAGAACGCUUGAAAUGAUGACAGAAUUAACCUCGUACCCAAGGAGCUCUGCAGUUUGUGAACUUUCAUAUGAGUAAUUGAUAUGUUUGUUACUCGUUAGUAGUUGGAGAUCAUUCCUCAAGUGAUUGCAUUUGUUCUUAGUUCUACUUUUAAUGUAUCUACUGGUUUGAUGGACACAAACUUUGUGUGCUAUUGCACUCUUUCUGCUGUUAUUGUUUUCAAUAUUACUAUCUCAUGCAGUACAACUACUUUUCUAAAUGUAAUGUAAACUGAAAUGAGAAUAGAUUUUCAAAUUUGCU